AUGGAAAACUCUCGCAAUUCGCAUAGCAAUGGGUAUUUUGCAUUGCCUUGGUUCGCUACACGUGUGUUUUUCGUUAAAAUCGGCAAUUUCGUUCUCGACAAUUCUACCCCUGAAUGUAUAACUUUAAACCACGUCCCUUUGAGCCCGGACACAAUCCUCGAAGUUAAUGGAAAACGAUGUUCGAUGGACUCAGAAGGAAUUUCAUGCAUUCUUAGACGAGACAGAGUUGAUAAAAAAUCCGAAGAAGCUACAUUUGUCAGCACAGACAGCAUAAGAUUCACGGGUAGCGUGAGAUUUGAAGUGUUCGAUAAAGAGGACCUCGUUAUAUCCGGGGUUUUCGAAAUGUCAGGUACCAAUGGCUUUACGGGGGAGUCGAACAAUAGUGCCAAGAAAUGGAGCAUGAAUUGUGAAUCGGCUAUCUGUAAUGGUGUGGGAUUUUUGAAAGGAAAACGAAUCGUGAGUUCGAAAUCUUUAUUAUUGCCCAAGAUUGAAGUUUAUGUGGCUGGCUGCUUUUCGGGUAUCCCGAUUAUACUGACGAAGACUAUACAAGUUUGUAGCCGCCAAAAGCAUAGAAAGGGAAUGCUAAACACAAUUCCCGAAUAUGAUGCUACUGAAGAAGAACUCCAUGAUGAUGAUGAUGAGUCUGGGCAUGAUUUGCAGGACUAUGAUAGUUUGUACUGGAGACGAACAGAAUAUACGGAAGGUGAAGAAGAUGGUGAUCUUUCUUGGUUCAAUGCUGGCGUUCGAGUGGGCAUGGGAAUUGGCUUAGGCAUUUGCCUUGGGCUCGGAAUUGGAGUUGGUUUGCUUGUCCGAACUUACCAAACCACCACUAAGACAAUUACAAGGCGGCUCAUGUAA
Messenger RNA from Striga asiatica, 858 nucleotides. The record is from the annotation of a GenBank genome assembly. Lineage: Eukaryota; Viridiplantae; Streptophyta; Magnoliopsida; Lamiales; Orobanchaceae.